AUGGAAGAAGACACUAACGCCAUUCUCAGCAAGAUGAACGCACCCAAAGCCCCAGCGGCUAAAAACGCCAACACGCGACAAGAACCGCGCCAGCAUGCUCCAACCGACAAAAACGGCCGCAAAGACGGAUACAUGUAUGUCGUCAACGAGAACAACGUGUCGAGCAAGAACAAGGAAAGAAGAGCCCAGCGCAAAGCCACCAGCAAAGGUCGGCAAAACGACGCUCAACGACAAGACGACGAGGAGGAAACCCCGAAGGAUAACGGUGGGGGAGACUCCUCCGCCGACGAAGAGCAUCCUGCUAAUCGCAGACGCAUCGAGGUUAUACUCUCUCAGCAAUCUUUGUCGUCCGACGACGAUAACGACGAUGUGCCUGUACUCGGAGAUCUAAGAGACGUCCUGAAGCGGAAGUUCGAGUCCGAAAAUGAUAGCAGUCCCAAGCACAAAGAUCUACGGACGAUGCUGGACACACGGAAGUCUCGUCGUAUCUCGACAAGCGACGCUAACAACAACAAAGGCCCAAUUACAGACCUCCGAGAUAAACUCAACGCUGGCGCCUGCGACCUUCGCAUACAGCUCGACCGUUCAAAACCAACAGACUUACGACAGUUGGAGCAAGCUAAAGGUCAUUUUCAACCCCCAGCGCAUGACACCAACAUAUCCACAGACCUCCGCACCUUGCUAGACUCUAAGCGAGUACAAACGGGACAGUCGCUGAAUGUCAUCAUGGGAGGCUCCCGUCCUAGCGGAGACACUGUCCGUUCUGUAAAAGACUAUCGUCGACAGGUCGCGACUUCCCAGAAGUGGCCGACUAAACCGACAAGUCAUCCUCCGAUAACCUUCUCACCGGACGACGCUGAAGAAGUUCACGCUCCCCAUAAUGAUCCUCUUCUCGUCGUCCUUGGAAUUGGAGAGUAUGAUGUCACCAAGAUCCUCAUUGACACCGGAAGUUCCGCCGACCUCAUCUUCCGAGGAACUCUACAGAAGAUGGGAGUUGAUCUUGACGACAUAAAAGCGUCUUCCAGGACAUUAACCGGAUUCAAUGGAUCCUCCGAAACUAUCUUGGGAACGAUCCGCCUCCCGGUACGCGCGUGUGGCGUUACUCGAACGGUUAUGUUUGCCGUUGUAAGCACAAAAGCUCCUUAUCACGCUAUACUCGGCACCCCUGGGCUACACUCGAUGCAAGCCGUUCCUUCUACCUACCACCAGUGCGUCAAGUUCCCUGGUACGGACGGAAGGAUAAAAACGCUGCGAGGGGAUCAAAAGGCCGCUAGGGAUCUCCUAGUCGCCACAGUCAAACUCCAACGGUCAUCUCUACCCGUUAGUUAUGUGUCUCCCCCAACCUCAAAAGUCCAUUCCCAGGAAUGCGAGAUUCUCGAGUUACCUAUUGACGACGCCGAUCAAAGUCGAACCGUAAGGGUUGGUGCAUACCUUUCUGAGGAAAUGCAGCAGUCAAUUCUGAACUUCCUUAGGAAGAACGUGUCUACAUUCGCUUGGUCUAUGGCAGACAUGAAAGGCAUCGAUCCGACUAUAACGACUCACGAGCUAAACGUCGACCCGACAUUCAAACCUAUCCGCCAGAAGCGACGUAAGCUCGGCCCUGACAGGUCAAAGGCCGUAAACGAAGAAGUUGACACGCUACUCGGCGCAGGUUCGAUCGCUGAGGUCCGCUACCCCGAAUGGUUGGCAAAUCCGGUAGUCAUCAAAAAGAAAAAUGGCAAGUGGCGCGUCUGCGUCGACUUCACCGAUCUGAAUAAAGCCUGCCCAAAGGAUAGCUACCCUCUUCCCAACAUUGACCGUUUAGUCGAGUCUACGGCCGGAAAUGAGAUGCUGACCUUCAUGGACGCCUUCUAUGGAUACAAUCAAAUAAUGAUGCACCCGGAUGAUCGCGAGAAGACAGCCUUCAUCACAGAUAAGGGAACCUACUGCUAUAAGGUCAUGCCGUUCGGUUUGAAGAACGCCGGAGCAACCUACCAACGACUUGUAAACAAGAUGUUCGCAGAUAAGCUGGGCAUCACUAUGGAAGUGUACAUCGACGACAUGUUGGUUAAGUCGCUUCAUUCCAUUGAUCACCUCCGUCAUCUUCAAGAAUGCUUCGAAAGUCUCAACAAAUAUGGCAUGAAGUUGAACCCAGCAAAGUGCACAUUCGGAGUCUCUUCAGGCGAAUUCCUCGGCUACAUAGUCACACAGCGAGGAAUCGAGGCAAACCCGAAACAAAUAUCCGCGGUCCUGAACCUCCAAAGUCCGUGGAACAGUAGAGAAGUACAACGGCUCACGGGCCGGAUAGCCGCUCUAAAUCGUUUCAUCUCUAGAUCCACCGACAAGUGCCUCCCCUUCUACGAUCUCUUGCGAGGAAAUAAGAAGUUCAUUUGGGAUGAGAAGUGUGAGGAUGCAUUUACUCAACUCAAGCAAUACCUUACAACACCUCCAGUACUCGCUAAGCCGGACCUAGGUGAUGUUCUAUCUCUCUAUGUCGCGGUGUCACAAGCUGCUGUCAGCAGCGUUCUGAUAAAGGAAGACCGCGGCGAACAAAAGCCCAUUUUUUACACAAGCAGAUGCAUGACCGGACCAGAGACGCGAUACCCGACUCUGGAAAAGAUGGCUUUAGCAGUUGUCGAGGCAGCAAGAAAGCUUCGACCGUAUUUCCAGUCACAUGCAGUGGAGGUACUGACUGAUCAACCUCUCCGAAUGAUACUCCAAAACACCAACAGAUCUGGCAGACUCACGAAGUGGGCCAUCGAACUCGGCGAGCUCGAUAUUACCUACAAGAACCACACAGCGGCGAAGUCCCAAGUCCUCGCGGACUUCCUGGUCGAGUUGGCCCCAGAAUUGGAACAAGAUCUUAUACUCCCAAGCUCAAACUGGACGCUGCACGUCGAUGGAUCAUCGACCAACAAGGGAGCAGGAGCCGGAGUCCAACUACAGUCCCCGACCGGAGAGCUAAUCAGGCAGUCUUUUAGCUUUGGCUUUCCCGCAUCAAACAACGAAGCGGAAUACGAAUCUCUGAUCGCCGGACUCCGUUUAGCAAAAACCGUAAAAGCUAAACGACUAAGCGCCUAUUACGGCUCUCAAUUAGUCGCCAGUCAGUUCAGCGGCGACUACGAUGCCCGCAACGACCGAAUGGAUGCCUAUCUCAAAAUAGUGCAAAGCCUGACAGCAGAGUUCGAGUUCUUCGAACUCAUUAAAGUUCCCAGAGGCGAAAACGUCUGCGCCGAUGCCCUCGCGGCCCUUGGCCGCAAGCUUCGUGAUCAAGUUAAACGAACCAUCCCGAUACAUCGUAUCGAGAAACCAAGCAUCGAUAUUCCUACCGACCAAACCCUCGUUGCCCCGGUCAUCGAACCCGCUACUCCAGAUGACGACGGAUUUGGUCCUGAUUGGGGAACUGAGUUUAUCGACUACCUCUCGAAGGGAGAACUCCCAAACGACAAAUGGGAAGCUCGCCGACUAAAAACACGCAGCGCCCACUACGUCGUUCUUGACGAUAAACUACACCGCUGGACCGCGAGUAAAGUACUCCUAAAAUGCAUUCAUGGCGACGAGACAGCAAGGGUUAUGGCAGAGACGCACGAAGGCGCUGGCGGAAAUCAUUCGGGCGGACGUGCAUUAGCAAUCAAAGUAAGGAGCUUGGGCUUCUUCUGGCCAACAAUGAACGCAGAUUGCGAGUCUUACGCGAGAAGCUGCGAUAAGUGCCAACGGCACGCACCUAGUAUCCAUUGUCCAACCGAAAUGUUGCGAACAACCACCGCUCCAUACCCGUUCAUGCGAUGGGCAAUGGACAUCAUUGGACCACUUCCCUGUUCCCGCCAAAGACGCUUCAUCCUCGUCCUCACCGACUACUUUACAAAAUGGAUCGAAGCUGAAGCAUACGCUCAAGUCACGGACAAAGAAGUCCGCGGUUUCGUCUGGAAAAAUAUUAUUUGCCGCCACGGUUUACCUUAUGAGAUCGUUACCGAUAACGGAUCGCAGUUCAUGUCAGGCAACUUCAAGGAGUUCUGUGGCAAAUGGAACAUUCGACUAAGCCCCUCCACUCCUCGUUACCCGCAAGGUAAUGGCCAGGCAGAAUCCUCCAAUAAACUCAUCAUCGAUGGCAUUUAA
Messenger RNA from Brassica napus (rape), 4095 nucleotides. RefSeq lists its product as uncharacterized. The transcript has 2 exons. The record is from RefSeq and is a predicted model, not a curated record. Lineage: Eukaryota; Viridiplantae; Streptophyta; Magnoliopsida; Brassicales; Brassicaceae. Bases 1 to 4095 code for a protein of 1364 amino acids. Gene Ontology annotation, molecular function: RNA-DNA hybrid ribonuclease activity; nucleic acid binding. Gene Ontology annotation, biological process: DNA integration.